Molecule: messenger RNA, 1512 nt
Organism: Rattus rattus (black rat)
Lineage: Eukaryota; Metazoa; Chordata; Mammalia; Rodentia; Muridae
Product: cytochrome P450 2J2-like
Exons: 9
Coding region: 1-1512 (503 amino acids)
Biological process (GO): xenobiotic metabolic process
Cellular component (GO): cytoplasm; intracellular membrane-bounded organelle
Molecular function (GO): oxidoreductase activity, acting on paired donors, with incorporation or reduction of molecular oxygen, reduced flavin or flavoprotein as one donor, and incorporation of one atom of oxygen; iron ion binding; heme binding
Source: RefSeq, a predicted model, not a curated record
AUGCUCGCCACUGUGGGCUCCCUGUUGGCUAAAAUAUGGUCAGCAAUCAAUUUCUGGACUCUGUUGCUCACUCUUCUCACCUUCCUGCUCUUGGCUGACUACCUCAAAAACAGGCGCCCCAACAACUACCCUCCAGGGCCCUGGCGCCUUCCAUUUGUGGGUAACUUGUUCCAGUUUGAUUUAGAUAUAUCACAUCUGCAUUUGAGGAUCCAGCAGUUUGUGAAGAAAUAUGGAAACCUAAUUAGCCUUGAUUUUGGCAACAUCUCAUUAGUGGUCAUAACUGGACUGCCCUUAAUCAAAGAAGCUCUCAUCGACAAUGAACAAAACUUUUUAAAACGUCCCAUUGUACCUAGCAGGUACCAUGUCUUUAAAGAUAAUGGAAUUUUUUUUUCUAAUGUCCAGAAAUGGAAGGAGCAAAGAAGAUUUGCACUGACAAUGCUCAAGAAUUUUGGAUUAGGGAAGAAGAGCUUAGAGCAACGCAUACAGGAAGAGGCCCACCAUCUUGUGGAGGUCAUAGGAGAAGAGAAAGGACAGCCAUUUGACCCUCACUUCAGGAUCUACAGUGCAGUUUCCAAUAUCAUUUGCUCCAUCACCUUUGGGGAGCGCUUUGAGUAUGAUGACAGUCAGUUUCAAGAGCUGCUGAAGUUAACAGAAGAGGUCAUAUGUUCUGAGGCAUCAAUGACAUCAGUGCUCUACAAUGUCUUUCCACUCAUAUUUAAAUAUCUUCCUGGACCACAUCAAACAGUUUUCAAAAACUGGGAGAAACUGAAAUCAAUUGUUGCAAAUAUGGUAGACUGUCACAGAAAAGACUGGAAUCCUGAUGAGCCGAGAGACUUCAUCGAUGCUUUCCUGACAGAAAUGACAAAGUACCCAGACAAGACUACUACAAGUUUCAAUGAAGAAAAUCUCAUCACUACCACUCUGGACCUCUUCUUUGCUGGAACAGAGACAACAACCACAACAUUGCGCUGGGCUCUGCUCUAUAUUACGCUCAACCCAGAAGUACAAGAAAAAGUACACUCUGAGAUGGAUAGAGUGAUUGGCCAUGGGAGGCUGCCAAGUACAGAUGACCAAGAUGCCAUGCCCUACACCAAUGCUGUCAUCCAUGAGGUUCUGAGGAUGGGCAACAUCAUCCCCUUGAAUAUUCCCAGGGAAGUGACCGCUGAUAGCACAUUGGCUGGAUUCCACCUGCCUAAGGGCAAAAUGAUCCUGAUCAAUUUGACUGCUUUGCACAGGGACCCCAAAGAGUGGGCCACUCCAGACACUUUCAAUCCAGAGCAUUUUUUGGAGAAUGGACAGUUUAAGAAGAGAGACUCUUUUCUGCCUUUCUCAGUGGGAAAGAGAGCUUGCCCAGGAGAAAAACUGGCCAAGGCCGAGCUGUUCAUUUUCUUCACUGCUCUUAUGCAAAACUUUACCUUCAAGGCCCCAACCAAUGAGAAGCUGAGCCUGAAGUUGAGAAAGGGCCUCUCCCCUUGCCCAGUCAGCUACCGCAUCUGUGCUGUCCCUAGAUAA